Messenger RNA from Strongyloides ratti, 2355 nucleotides. RefSeq lists its product as hypothetical. The transcript has 2 exons. The coding region runs from base 1 to 2355 and encodes 784 amino acids. The record is from RefSeq and is a predicted model, not a curated record. Lineage: Eukaryota; Metazoa; Nematoda; Chromadorea; Rhabditida; Strongyloididae.
AUGCUAACAAUAGGGAAAUCAUUUAAUUGUUAUUUUUGUCUAUAUACCACUAAUGAUCCUGAACGAUGUAAAGAACAUGAAUUUUACACUCAUGUUGUUGGAGUUUUUUUUCCUCCUACACCAGGAAUAAUUCCUGAUUAUCAAAUUUAUCCUUAUAGAGAACCUACACCAGAAGAGGAACAAAUUACUCCAUGUGUUAUUAAAGAAUGUGAAAGUAUUAUAACAGGAAAAAAUUUAACAAGACAUGUUAUGAAUCGUCAUUGUAAUGAUACUCCACCAUUUCAAUGUAAAUAUUGUUUUAGAUUUUACAAUAAUCAUGUUUCAGUUCUUCAACAUGCCGUUGAAUGUAAUCUUGGAGCUAUUGAUAAAUAUUUUCAUUCAAAUGAAUUGAAACUUUUAAAUUUAUGUGUUAAUAAUAAAAAAGCAUUCAAUAUUUACAAGGAAUGUUUUGAUACAUAUCUUAAAAAUGAUAUUAAGUAUAAUCCUCAAGAAUAUGAUAAAAAAAGUAAUGAUUAUAUAUCAUUUCCAGAAAGUACUGUUGGAUUAACUAUAACAUUAAUUCAACGUUUGUUGAAUGCAUUUUUUAAAGAUAAAUUAAUACAAAGACAUCAAUUGGAAAAAACAUUUUUAGUUACUGAUCGUAAUAACUUUGAUCAGAUGUAUAAUUUUUUUCAUUGUAUUGCUUCAUUAUUUCCAGAAAUUUUUAAUUCAUUGGUUCCAAUAAUUGAAUGUUGUGAAAAUCGUUAUACAAAUCCAACUCUUUGCAAUUGUAAUAAAUUAAUAAUUAAUAAUUUACCAACAAAUAACAAAGAAAAUAAUUUUCUUGAUUUACAAAUUAGUAUACCACCAUUUGUUCAAGCACCAGAUGGUACUUAUCAUUAUGCCUUAAAUCCAAAUACCUUUUUUAUUAAUGGUACACAUAAAUUUUUUAAAAUAAUUGAUGGUAUAAAUCUUGAUAGUGAUGGAGUUUAUGGAGCACUUUUAUCAUCAGCUAUUUAUGCUGAUAUUUUUGAAUUUAUGAAAAUGAAUGAUGAAAAUCUUAAUAAACAAUUAAUAAAUAUUGGUUAUGAUAACUAUAGAGAUCGUUGGGAAUUGAUAAAUAUGAUAAGAAAAAAAUGCUUUUUUUUAAUUAAUGGUAGAGAUCCAGAGGAAGGUGAAAAAAUGGUCCUUCUAAAUGAUACUGUAUUUUUACCAACAUGUACUUUUACUGAUGAUAGCAAAGCAGAAUUUUUAAAAAAUUGGCUUGAAGAAGUUAAUACAUAUUAUUGUAUUGAAAAUUCUGAUAUGAAUUUUAUUAAAUGUAUUAAUCCAAUGUUACCAUUUUUAGAUAACAUUAAUUAUAAUAAUAACUUCAGAAAUAGAUAUAGUGAACCUACUGCUUCUUCAAGAUUAGCAAUAGCUUUAAAAAAAGUGUUUUCUUUGUAUACUUCUGCUCCAGAUGAAGUAGUUGAUGAUUGUCUUAAAAAAGUUGAUUUAACACAUAUUUACUUUUGUGUUGCAAAUGAGCAGGAAAGUUCUUAUUACGAUAAUUAUAACUACGAAAUGUAUGACAACAACGAUGAAAUUAAUAUUGAAAUGAAUGUUCUUAGUCAUCGUGUUCAACAAAUUGAAUUAAACUUUUUUGAACCACAAAAUGAUAAUGACGAUGAAAAAGUAGAAUUUGAUGACAAACAAAUGGAAAUUCCAUCUAGUGAUUUUGAUCAAUACGAAAUUCUUGACAAACUUAUGGAUGCACUUCCAGAUAAUGGGCUUUUGAUGGAUACAUUCAAAGAAAGUACUAAUGAAGCUAUUGAAAAUUAUGAUACUUUAUAUACUCCAGAAGAAGAUUCUAUUGAAAAUACCAUAAAUUCAGUUGAUGAUUUAGAUAGUCAAAAUAAUUAUUUUGACACUGAUUGGGAUCAUACGACAAAAAUGAAUUUUGAAGUAAGUUUAGAUACAGUUAAAAAUUCAAAAAAUGUCACAUUUAAUGAGAAUUACUCUGUUGACUUAUCAGUGAAUACUAUUACUAAUCAUAAAGCAAACAUACAAAAUCAACCCAUGGAUUUAUCUAUAAACUCAUCAAAUCAAUGGAUGUUAAUAGAUCCUACAAACAAUCAUCAAUCAGAAAGAAACAUAGAUAAUCAAAUUACGAAUUAUGAAAACAAUUCAUUUUUGGGUCAUAUUAAUAUUUUAAAUAGCAACGUAAAUUCAUAUCACAAUUUACCGGCAAACAUGCGCAACAUAAAUGACAUAUUUUUUCAAAACAUAUUUAAGAUACAUGAACAUGUAACAAGAAAUUUAUCAGAUAUCGGUAAAGGAUCAAAAAAUAAUAAAAUAUUAAAUAAAACUAUUCAAAAAAGUAAUUAUAGAAAAUAA